This is a messenger RNA of Penaeus chinensis, 1440 nucleotides long. RefSeq lists its product as uncharacterized. The transcript is spliced from 5 exons. Bases 1 to 1440 code for a protein of 479 amino acids. Lineage: Eukaryota; Metazoa; Arthropoda; Malacostraca; Decapoda; Penaeidae. The record is from RefSeq and is a predicted model, not a curated record.
AUGCCUCGCAACCACAGAGGAAUGGCCCACCUGCGCAUCCUCUCCGCUAAUGUUAGAGGCUUCCAAACGGUUUUGGGAGACCUUACACAUAGCCACAUAAUCCCACAUCAACCUGACAUAAUUGCUGCUGUGGAAACUUUCUUGAACUCUACAGUACCUGAGAAUUUUGGGAGGGUUGGUGGUUACUCCAAGUGGCACAGACGUGACAGAAUGCAUGGUUCUUUUGGAGACAUCGCCGUCUACUUUCGAAGAACACUCCAUUGGCAAGGCUCUGAACCACUUGUUUAUCUUCAAGCCAACCUGGACAACAUUCUCCAUGCAUAUUAUAUUAUAAUACUAGGGGAUUUGAACCAACACUUGGUUGAAAGAUCAUUUGAAAAGCUCCCUACUACAUUCGGGCUCACAAAUAAUGUUCAUUUCCCAACCCACAUAUCAGGCUCAUCCCUUGACCCUGUGAUUACUGAUCUAGCUGAAUCAGACGUCAGUUGUACUUCCCUGGGCACAUUUGGCUCCUCCGAUCACUUCACAGUAUUAAACAAGAUCAGCCUAAAAGCUGCCCGAGAGGGAACUUUGUCCCGUACAAUUAGGCAAUGGGAAAAGGCAGAAUGGCAAGGCAUGUGUGAUGCAUUAUCUGAAACUCCCUGGGAAGACAUUCUCACUGGCACUGUUGACAGACAAGCACUGGUCCUUACCAAAAUACUAGUCAGCCUACAAGCAAUAUAUGUACCUAACAAGACAUACAAGACAAAAUCCACAGAUCAGCCAUGGUUUGGCUACACUUGUAGAAUGGCAUCUGACAAGAAGAUGAGAGCCUGGAACCGUUAUAAGCGCUAUCCCACACAAAGCAAUAGAGAGUUUCAUGCUAUGCAAGGAUUUUCCCCUGACGACUGCACCCCCCCUCUCAACAAGCCUGAUGGAUCAGUUGCAACCUCCAGCAGAGAGAAGGCUGAACUUCUGACUUCACUCUUCUCCGAAAAGAUGAGAGUACAUGACCUUGACCGAUCUUCUCCUAGUCUGCCUCUUGUGACUCCCUCGAAGCUGAGCUCUUUCGUGAUCGCGGAAGCAGAAGUCAGGCAGCGUGUAUAUAAGGGUGAUGUCCACAAGGCCAUUGGACCCAAUAAAGUCAGUCCUCACACACUUCACAGGUCACAAAGAUCGGCUCCAGACCUACUUCUGCAUCUAACUACAAUAUGGCACCAAGCUCUUGAUACUCGCAAGGACACCUUCGUUGUUGCACUCGAUAUAGCAGGAUCAUUUUAUAGAACGUGGCAAAAGGGCCUUGCAUCGAAGCUGAAGAGCUUUGGAAUUAACGGCAAUCUACUAAUGCUACUCGAGGACUACCUCCAAGAAAGAACAUUGAGACUCAUCCCUGAAGCUUAUGCUUACGCUGACGACUGCACUCUCAAUUUCACCUACGAUACCCAAAACCGCGGCAGUUAG